AUGGGGAAGCGCAAAAGUUCGAGCAAACCUCAAGGCCCGAAAAAGAGAGAGGUUCUUCCCUCCAAGUUCACAUGCCUCUUCUGCAACCACGAAGACUCCGUCGCUGUAAAGCUGGAUAAGAAAGCGGGUGUUGGUUCGUUGGACUGCAGAGUAUGCGGUCAGAUGUUCCAGUGUAGUAUCAAUUACCUCUCGGCCGCCGUGGACGUUUAUGGAGAGUGGGUGGACGCUGCAGAUGCUGUUGCCAAGGAAGCAGGACCCGUCGGCGGAAGCAAUCACAAGACCUCGAGCGCUCGGCGCGCCCCCCCGAGCCGGCCAGUAGACGAUGACGACGAUGAUAGGAGAUACGGGGGUGAGGGUAUCGACAUGGACGAUGAUGAAUACUAG
This is a messenger RNA of Colletotrichum scovillei, 384 nucleotides long. RefSeq lists its product as uncharacterized. Gene Ontology annotation, cellular component: transcription elongation factor complex. The transcript has 4 exons. Gene Ontology annotation, molecular function: RNA polymerase II complex binding. Bases 1 to 384 code for a protein of 127 amino acids. Lineage: Eukaryota; Fungi; Ascomycota; Sordariomycetes; Glomerellales; Glomerellaceae. Gene Ontology annotation, biological process: transcription elongation by RNA polymerase II. The record is from RefSeq and is a predicted model, not a curated record.